AUGCUAGGUGGAGUGUACAUUUUGAAAAGGUCUGCGGGUUUGGGGAAGCGAGAGAGGCGGCUGCUGUUGGUUUGCACCGGCUUGCUCGUCCGCCCCUUGCCUACUCGGGUUCAGGGAGAUGCCCGGGGGUGGGGCGGGCCGACGGAGGUGAAGGUCGUGGUGGAGGAAGCUGAGCGAUUGGUUGGGAAGUUGAAAGGCCCGGAGGCCGACCAAGCGUCCAAACUUUUCCGCCCCAGCGCCCCUGAGGGCGGAGGGAGUAUCUGGGGCGGAGCGCCUGUCCCGCCUGCGGGUUCCCAGUUUCUCUCAAAUUUCGAUCCUCUCUGCAGCAGCCGCUCUUCUAAAACAUUCAAGCCCAAGAAGAAUAUCCCUGAAGGGUCUCAUCAAUAUGAACUCUUAAAACAUGCAGAAGCAACUCUAGGAAGUGGAAAUCUGAGACAAGCAGUUAUGUUGCCAGAGGGAGAGGACCUCAAUGAAUGGAUUGCUGUUAACACUGUGGAUUUCUUCAAUCAAAUUAACAUGUUGUAUGGAACUAUUACAGAAUUCUGCACUGAAGCAAGCUGUCCAGUCAUGUCUGCAGGCCCCAGGUAUGAAUAUCACUGGGCAGAUGGUACUAAUAUUAAAAAGCCAAUCAAAUGUUCUGCACCAAAAUACAUCGACUAUUUGAUGACCUGGGUUCAGGAUCAGCUUGAUGAUGAAACUCUUUUUCCUUCUAAGAUUGGUGUCCCAUUUCCCAAAAACUUCAUGUCUGUGGCAAAGACAAUUCUGAAACGUCUCUUCAGGGUAUAUGCUCAUAUUUAUCACCAGCACUUUGAUUCUGUGAUGCAGCUGCAGGAGGAGGCCCACCUCAACACCUCCUUUAAGCACUUUAUUUUCUUUGUUCAGGAGUUUAAUCUGAUUGAUAGACGUGAGCUGGCACCUCUUCAGGAAUUAAUUGAGAAGCUUGGAUCGAAAGACAGAUAAAUGUUUCUUCUAGAACACACUUAUCCUCUUGCUUCAUCUACUGCUAGAGCUAUCUCAUUGCUAUUUGUUGUAGACUAGUGACACAGACUAUAAGAAGACAGGAAAAAAGGACACACCUUGUCUGUGUCUGCAGAUUAAAUUGUUCCAAAGGUAGGUUGUCCAGUAGCUUCAGAAACCAUAGUAAGGACACAGCCAAAUCAGAGGUGCUGUGUGAGCACUCCUGUUACUGUCAGUCAUACUUGGGUGUAACGUGAUGACUAGCCUGUAGUUUAUUAGUUCACUUAUUUUUUUACUCACGAAAAUUAUUGCAUCUGUUUCAGGUGACAGUAUAACAGAUACUAAGAGUUUUUAAUCAUUGAUUUAUUAGUAAGUUUCCAGAACAAAUUUCCUAAUGCAAUCAAAUUGGCUUUAUUCUGCUUUUAUUUUAUUAAUAGAAAAGAUAUUUUUAAGUUUCCUUAAGAUUUAGAAUUUGUAG
Fukomys damarensis (Damara mole-rat) is the source of this 1435-nucleotide messenger RNA. It is a transcript of the gene Mob1a, whose product is annotated as MOB kinase activator 1A. Gene Ontology annotation, biological process: positive regulation of protein phosphorylation; hippo signaling. Lineage: Eukaryota; Metazoa; Chordata; Mammalia; Rodentia; Bathyergidae. Gene Ontology annotation, cellular component: cytoplasm; nucleus. Gene Ontology annotation, molecular function: protein kinase activator activity. The record is from RefSeq and is a predicted model, not a curated record. The transcript has 8 exons. The coding region runs from base 1 to 960 and encodes 319 amino acids.